GGGCGGAAGUGGCGACGCUGGCGUCCCGGGAGGCGGCGGGCGGCGACAGCCCGGGCGCGGACGCCCUCGGCGCGGGCUGGGGCAUCACCAAGGGCCUCGACCCCGAAAUGGCGCUGCUGGCCGAGCACCUGCUCAAGCCGCUGCCCGCGGACCGGCAGAUCGAGACCGGGCCCUUCCUGGAGGCGGUGGCCCACCUGCCGCCCUUCUUCGAUUGCCUUGGGUCCCCAGUGUUCACACCCAUCAAGGCAGACAUCAGUGGGAACAUCACGAAAAUCAAAGCCGUGUACGACACCGACCCAGCCAAGUUCAGGACCCUGCAGAACAUCCUGGAAGUGGAGAAGGGGAUGUAUGGAGCAGAGUGGCCCAAAGUGGGGGCCACGCUGGCACUGCUGUGGCUUAAAAGGGGCCUGCGCUUCAUCCAGGUGUUCCUGCAGAGCAUCUGCGACGGGGAACGGGAUGAGAACCACCCCAACCUCAUCCGCGUAAAUGCCAACAAGGCCUAUGAGAUGGCCCUCAAGAAGUACCAUGGCUGGCUGGUGCAGAAGAUCUUCAAGGCUGCACUGUACGCCGCGCCCUACAAGUCUGACUUCCUGAAGGCGCUCUCCAAGGGGCAGAACGUGACGGAGGAGGAGUGCCUGGAGAAGGUCCGCCUCUUCCUGGUCAACUACACGGCCACCAUCGACGCCAUCUAUGACAUGUACACCAAGAUGAACGCGGAGCUUGACUACACGGUGUAGGCGUCCAGACACACAGCCCCGCGUGGGAGCAAGCAACCCCGAAUCACUGUGAAUCAAGCUGGGGUCCCCAGCUCAGCUGCCAGGCCAGCCCAGGUCUGCAGGGGCAGCCGCAGCUUGCUAGAGGUCAUUUGCUUUUGUGUUUGUUUCUUGCCUAUUCUAAUGGAGCAAUAAACACCUAACUCCUGCUUGCCCAGCAGCCCAGGUUGAGCACACCGUCCCUCCAGUGUGGUCAAAACCAAUUAACGUGGCUAACGAUCAAUUCCCAGAGUUUUCUGUCUUUUCCUCCUCUGCCCAGCUCGGGGGAGACAUACACCUCACCCAGCAAAGAAACCUGGUCCAUCUGGCCCAAGGAUGUCUUAGAUGUUUGGAGGACAAUGGCGUCUGAUUGUAAGUCCAGCAGGGCCCCUGCUGUGGGUCUGUUUAAAAAAGCAAGCUGGCAGGAGCCCUCACAUGGCUGCACAUCCGCCAUGCCAGCCAGCCCUGUUCUCUCUUUCUUGCACUCUGUCUUUUGUCAGACAGGUCUUUGUUUUUUUGUUUUUUGUUUUUUUGUUUUUUAAGCCGAAAUGUACCAGCAAGCCUUUUCAAAUGAGUGACUAGGCACACACAGGUGACCAUACGAGACUGUAUCCGCAUUCUUCUGCAUAAUUAUUGUCUUCAGGGAUGGCUUCUCCAACCUAAGAAACUGCCUGUCAUGGGAGCCCUCCAGCUGUGGAGACCCAAGAAACUGCCUUGCUGCCUUAACUGUCCUUCUGGCGCUAAAAAGAGCUAUAUUUUUUAAAGUAUUGGGGUAAACAGACCCUGAAAGAAUUGAUGUGUGUUAAAGAAAACAAAACAAAACCCAAUGAGGAACAAUUGGUGAUUUUUAUGCAGAAAUUAAAUAAUCCUUAAUAAAUAAAUCUAUAUUUUGAAAUCGUA
This is a messenger RNA of Peromyscus californicus insignis, 1652 nucleotides long. It is a transcript of the gene Gltp, whose product is annotated as glycolipid transfer protein. Gene Ontology annotation, molecular function: ceramide 1-phosphate binding; ceramide 1-phosphate transfer activity. Gene Ontology annotation, biological process: intermembrane lipid transfer; ceramide transport. Lineage: Eukaryota; Metazoa; Chordata; Mammalia; Rodentia; Cricetidae. The record is from RefSeq and is a predicted model, not a curated record. Gene Ontology annotation, cellular component: membrane; cytosol; cytoplasm. The transcript has 5 exons. Bases 108 to 737 code for a protein of 209 amino acids.